Aspergillus steynii IBT 23096 is the source of this 441-nucleotide messenger RNA. RefSeq lists its product as uncharacterized. Bases 1 to 441 code for a protein of 146 amino acids. Lineage: Eukaryota; Fungi; Ascomycota; Eurotiomycetes; Eurotiales; Aspergillaceae. The record is from RefSeq and is a predicted model, not a curated record. The transcript has 3 exons.
AUGCCUAUUGCUAUAUACCUGGCCCGUCUGCCACAUAGCCGACACGGCAGAUCUAUAUCUCCAGAUCCUGCGAGGAUCCUGCAAGGCGAGGACAUUGGGCACGGCAAGAACGGCUACUUCCUGGCUGCGUCUGGCCACGUGCACUGGAACGAUGUGUACCAGGCCAUGGCGAGCGCUCUGGCCAAGCGCAACGCGAUUGAUGACGACGUGAUCACGCAGGCGGAUGAGGACGCGAUGGCGAGAAUGGGCGAGGCGCUGGGUGUCUCGCCGUCUGCGGUGCCGGUGCUAUUGGGUGGGAUGUGUCGGUUUACAGCGGAUCAUGGGGGGCGGAUCGGUUGGACGCCAAAGUAUGGCCCCAGUCAUAUUCUGGAGGCGGCGGAUGAAGAGGUGGAGUUGAUUUUGGGCAGUCUGGAUAGCGGCGAGAAGCAGCCUAUUCGGUAG